Messenger RNA from Hylaeus volcanicus, 5792 nucleotides. It is a transcript of the gene Hcf, whose product is annotated as host cell factor. The transcript has 7 exons. Gene Ontology annotation, biological process: regulation of DNA-templated transcription; chromatin remodeling. The record is from RefSeq and is a predicted model, not a curated record. Lineage: Eukaryota; Metazoa; Arthropoda; Insecta; Hymenoptera; Colletidae. Gene Ontology annotation, cellular component: histone methyltransferase complex. The coding region runs from base 873 to 5528 and encodes 1551 amino acids. Gene Ontology annotation, molecular function: protein binding; transcription coactivator activity.
CGACGCAAGUUGUGGGCAAUGGUGGACGAAGAUUGCGGAGGCCGCUUGUGCGUGCCGUCAAACUACUGAUUGCAAUAGUUUUUUUCGGCAAGUACUAUAAACGUCUCGCUAUACGUUCGCCACUUUUGCUUGGUCUGUCCAUACGUUGCGAUCCCUGUAAUUCGUACAGUGGUUAUCAGUGCAUAGUGAAAUCUUUUAUCGCGCCGUUUUUCGUCCGUUUGACGGAAGUUUCAAAAGGGACGUGAGGCUUCUCUCGAUUCGUAGCAGCCGCGAGAAAUGUCGAGAGAUUAAAGCACAGUGAAAUACACGAUCACGGUCGUUAUUUGACUGCAACGAUGAUUGUGCAACGUGAAAAAUAUAUACACAGCCGGGCCAUUGGUGAUCGCUGAGCGGGCACACUAGAAGACGUGAGACCAGUGCCGUAAACAUCGCGAACGUAAAUAUACGGUGUGCGUCUCUGUGUACGUGUUGCAUUACAGACGCCUCUCUAAAUCGCUUAGAAUUUUCGUAAUUUCAAAUUUCCAUCGAAUAAUAUUCGUUCCAUUUCAUAUUUUCGCGAACGAUCGCUCGAGACUCUGUCGAACAGACGAUUCGCGAAAUAGUAUAGAUAAAAGGGAGGUUAGAAUCGAAACGUACGAUAUCGACGGUACUGGGGAACAUCGAGAGUAGUAAGUUUUCCGACGAGUGCGAACUUUCGAAUUCACUCGAGUUAAGGGGGGGGGAUAGCAAUUGUGAAUAUCGAAGUUAUCAAAGUUCGAAGAUAAGGAAGGGCGCGCUAUCUUCGGAAACCAUCGGGCGUCCUACUGCUCCAGGGGUAACUCGGUGGUGCAUAGUCGCGCGGGUAUGAAAAAAUGAUGUGAUCGACGGUCAUCAUGGCGGCACCCAUGCUAAAGUGGAAGCGGAUCACAAAUCCGACCGGGCCCCAGCCAAGACCCAGGCAUGGGCAUAGGGCAGUUGCUAUUAAAGACCUUAUGGUCGUUUUCGGCGGUGGAAACGAGGGCAUUGUCGACGAGCUUCAUGUCUAUAACACGGCAACUAAUCAAUGGUUUGUACCAUCAACAAAAGGCGAUAUUCCACCUGGCUGUGCAGCGUACGGAUUUGUCGUCGAUGGAACUCGUAUUUUAGUCUUUGGUGGUAUGGUAGAAUAUGGAAAAUACUCGAAUGAGCUCUAUGAACUGCAAGCAAGUAGAUGGGAAUGGAAAAGAUUAAAACCAAAGCCACCCAAACAUGAUCCUCCGCCGUGUCCUCGACUGGGACAUAGCUUUACCCUUAUCGGUAACAGGGUUUUUCUAUUCGGAGGUUUGGCUAACGACAGUGACGAUCCCAAGAACAAUAUACCAAGAUAUUUAAACGAUUUGUAUACGCUCGAGUUACUCCCUAACGGAGCAACAGCUUGGGAUGUACCGCAAACACAUGGACAUGCACCACCACCCAGGGAGUCUCAUACCGGCGUGGCUUAUACCGAUCGCAAUACAGGAAAAUCCUGUUUGGUGAUUUAUGGCGGUAUGAGCGGCUGCCGUUUGGGUGACCUAUGGUUUCUUGAUGUUGAUUCGAUGACCUGGAACAAACCAGUGGUUCACGGACCAACUCCGUUACCACGUUCUCUCCACACUGCCACUUUAAUUGGUCAUCGAAUGUAUGUCUUCGGUGGAUGGGUACCGCUUGUUGUCGAUGAUGUUAAAGUUGCAACACAUGAAAAAGAAUGGAAAUGUACAAGUACAUUGGCUUGUUUAAAUUUAGAAACAUUGACAUGGGAGCAACUAACAGUCGACUCCCUGGAAGAAAAUGUUCCCCGUGCUCGUGCUGGUCACUGUGCAGUUGGAGUGCAUAGUAGACUGUACGUAUGGUCUGGUCGAGAUGGAUAUCGCAAAGCUUGGAACAAUCAGGUUAGGGUUUGCUGCAAAGACUUAUGGUACCUCGAAGUCAGUAAACCACCCGCGCCAUCCCGAGUGCAAUUAGUAAGAGCCUCUACGCAAACGUUGGAAGUCAGUUGGACAGCAACACCAUCCGCGCAGUAUUACAUAUUGCAAAUUCAGAAAUAUGACAUGCCUCCAGCAACAACUGGCACAUUUCCUACGGUUAGCACGCAAACCAACACUGCACCCACUACUACACCAGCUGUGGUUACACCUGCAACUGUACCCGUUACAUCUCCGCCCAUUACCACCGUUGCUGCUCUUCCAACGACUCCAACUUCUGCCAGACCAACUAUAGCUCAGACUCCCGUACGAAUACAGUCUACCGUGCAGAGCCCAAUUCAGAAACCAGUAUCAUCGCAAGCCGUAACAAAACCAACGAGUCCAAUGACGCCAAGAGUAACUGGAAAUUUGAUCAGAAUUCGUUCUCCCAUUGUCACUUCGGCACCAGUAACUACCGAACAGCCUGCACCCCCUAAUACCACAGUAGCUGGUCAAACGCCAGCUGCUAUGUCAGGAAUUGCUGCACUGGCUGCAGCGGCUGCUGCUACUCCAAAAAUAAGUAUGAAUAACGUACCAAUCCUUCCACAAGCUGCCGCUAAUACGAUUAGAAUGAAGAAUGUUCAACCAGGCCAACAAAUACGUUUCGCUGCACCUGGAGCAACAGUGCUGAGAACCGCUUCUCCGCAACAAAGUAAACAAAUAAUCCUUCAAAAACCAGGUCAAAAUAUAUCUGGUCAGCCUCAAAUUGUACACCUUCUUAAAACUGGUCAGGGAAUGGUAGCAACUGUGCCUAAGGUCAGUCUCAUUCCUGGCAAAACUGUUCAAGCAACAGGUGCGAAACCUCUUAACCAGGGACCGACGAUAUUACGGUUAGUAAAUCCUAAUACUGUAGCAGGAUCUAAAAUUCUCACUACCAUGAAAACAUCUAGUAUCGUUGCUAUGAGCAAAGGACAAAACAUCAGCGGUAAGCAAACAAUAAUGAUUACAAAACCUGGAGGCAAUGGUGGACUCGUUGGUCGUAAUCAGAUAAUAGUGGUUACAACUGGCUCCGGUUUGAGAGCUGUACAAGCUGUUACCACCUCCCAAGCCGGUACCGGGCAAACGGGUAAUAUCACUACACCCGUAAAUGUUUUACCAUUGUCUGCUACUAAUCACGUGACAAACCAGCAAGGAGUGAAAAUGAUCGUUGUUUCAUCGGGAGCUAUGGGAGGUGGAACUGCAGGAAAGCCUAUCACUAUCACAGUUCCAGGCCAGGGUGGCGUACCAAAGACGGUGACUAUUGCCACCAAGGGAAGUCCACAAGCCAUUUUUAAUCCUGGAAAGAGUCAGAUCGUUACUAUGCCACAAAUACAGAAAACGCCAGAGGCUGUGACUGUGUCUGGCAAACCUGUAACGUUACAAAUGUCUGGUGGAAUAGGUGCAAAAACAGUCACACUCAUGCCCACAAGUAGUUCGAUUGUUACUACUUCGAGUGCAUCGGAUGCGAUAGAUACAAGUAAAAUGUUGUUUGUUCCAUCACAAAAACAACCAUCAGCCUCAUUAGCGUCUACUUCCGAUGGUCCUGCCACUACCGAUGCAGCAUUGGCUGCGUUGGCUGCGGAAGCAGGUUUGAUAGAUCCGGUUCAAGAACCUUCUGGUGGCUUAUCCUUUAUGGUAGCAGCAGAUGAUGGGGGAGCAGGAGAUGGUAAAGUGGAAGAUAGUUGCAACGGGAACGAGGCUACCACGGCAGCUGCUUUGGUUUCUCAGAUGGGAGCUGGUGAACCUAUGCAAGUCGAUGGGGAUGGAAAUUUUGUGAUUCCUCAGGUUGAUGGAGCAGCAGAUAUUCUUUUAUCUGAGGAUGAAGAAACGGAUAAGAUUGAUCUAGAGGAAGAUCCUGUUCCUGAAAAUCAGGAAGAGUCGGCAACUAUAGAAUCCGCGGAUUUGGAGGAAGAUAUUGGCGUUGCAACUGCAGAGGAUGUUCAUAUAGAAGAGACUCCCUCAAAAGAAUCAGAAACUACUUCGGAAGCAGUACCUGAACCUUCUGUUUCAACAAGUACUGCAGAAGAAAUUCCAAUAGAGCCGGAACCUUCUGUCGAGUCUCAGCCAGAUGAAAGUGAAGUACCAAUGGAAACUAUUAACGAACCGGAACCAACGAGUGAAAACGAUAUGCAAAUUGUAACUAAUCCACCAUCCGAAGAAGCACCACCUAAGCCUGAUAUUUCUGAUAUACAAGAACCCGUAGAAGCUCCAUCGGAAGAAGCGUCUAUGCCAGACGCCACGGAACCAUCAGAAAACGAUGAAACUGAACAAAUUGAUAAUGAUCCAAAAGACAUACAUAUGGAUUCAUACAUUUCUGAUCAUGAAAAGUCGCCAGCACCUGAACAUUUAUCGCCUGAGGAUAGCAUAUCGCAACUUUCUCAGGAUGAUAGUCAAGAUGCUGACAAAGUGAAAGAUGAUGGUGCAGAGUCAGUGAUGGACCUUCCCGAGGAAAGUUCUUCAAUGGAAAAAUUGGAAGACAAUGACGAACCCAUGGUUACGGAUACUUCUUUAACUUCCACCGAUGUAAAUAUGCCAAUAACAGUUGCAACUCCCAUUGUAACCCCAGAUAUGCAAAUAAAAUUAGAACUUGACGAGCCAAUGGAACAAGAAAAAAUUCCCGAACCGCCAACACCUAUGAACGGCGUUGCGCCGCUUGAAAAAGAGGUGGAUGUUCAAAAACCAAUGACACCGCUGAAAAUAGAAAUGAGAGAGGAAGCUGUUAAAAAGGAGAGUUUUAAGCAAGAAAAAAUAAACGAUAGCAGAUCGGAAAGUGGAGAUGAUUCUACCGCGUUGACUACAUUAGCUACAGCUGCCUUAGGUUCAGCAGAACAACCAAUGAAAGUAAAAGCUGAACAGAAUGAGGAUGAAAAGAAGGAGGUAGAAUGGUACGACGUGGGAGUAAUAAAAGGAACAAGUUUUACUGUACAACAUUAUUAUUUACCUGGCGAUGAACCGUUAGACAUAACGCAACCAAAUAUGGAUAUUUUCAAAGGGAGAAGCAAAAUUGCCUUAGAACCUGGAACCGCUUAUAAAUUUAGAGUUGCCGCUGUGAAUAGUUGUGGACGAAGUACUUGGAGCGAGGUAUCUGCAUUCAAAACGUGUCUUCCGGGAUACCCCGGAGCACCUAGCGCCAUAAAAAUUUCUAAAUCUGCAGAGGGUGCUCAAAUAUCUUGGGAACCGCCAUCUAGUAACGUUGGACCUAUUUUGGAGUAUUCUGUCUAUUUAGCAGUGCGAAGUGCUAGUACAGCGUUGAAUAACGACGGCGAACCAAGGACAAUUCUAUCGACUCCAAAUCAGUUAGCUUUUAUUAGAGUCUAUUGCGGUUCAAAUAAUUCCUGUUCGGUGACUAAUAGUUCCCUUAGUGCCGCUCACGUUGAUACUACUACAAAACCGGCCAUAAUAUUUAGAAUAGCAGCACGAAAUGAUAAAGGAUAUGGACCAGCGACGCAAGUCAGGUGGUUACAAGCAGAUCCAACCACCGCUGUGAAGAGUAACCCUCAGGUGAAGAGACCUGGUACAGACAUACGCUCACAGGCAAGCUCCCCACAGAAGAAGGUGAAACCAGAAACACCAAGUGAUAACUUUUCGUGAGCCUGUUUUCCCUUUUGGCCUCUUAUAGCCCAAAUAUUCAAACAGCGCUACUCAUUAUUUAAUUUCCGCUGGUACACACGCCUAACAACGAUAAUGAAACAGUGUAUUGUUGAGUAAGCGACGUGAUAUGCGAGUAAAUGAAAGAAAUGAAUGCACGAUAAAGAGCGAUGGAAGAGGUGUCCAUAGCUAGAUUGAGGUAUAAACAUAAGGGUUAAAAAAGUAUUUUAAGUGUUCUAUACGAAUACAAGGUCUUUCUGUACCGCG